Messenger RNA from Ustilago hordei, 1068 nucleotides. Its product is annotated as putative wd-repeat protein 5. Bases 1 to 1068 code for a protein of 355 amino acids. The record is from RefSeq and is a predicted model, not a curated record. Gene Ontology annotation, biological process: ubiquitin recycling; proteasome-mediated ubiquitin-dependent protein catabolic process. Lineage: Eukaryota; Fungi; Basidiomycota; Ustilaginomycetes; Ustilaginales; Ustilaginaceae. Gene Ontology annotation, molecular function: ubiquitin binding. The transcript has a single exon. Gene Ontology annotation, cellular component: cytoplasm; nucleus.
AUGUCGCAUACUUACUACCCCCUACAUCAAGGCGGGGAAAACAAUGCAUCUAACAUGACGAUGGACAUGACAGAUGCCUCCUGCCCCAUCGCCGCCCCACAACUAAUGUACACCCUGACCUCGCACCUCGGCUCCCCCUCCUCUCUCUCCUUCUCCCCCUCGGGCCAGCUGCUGGCCACAGCAUCUUCCGAUUCGACGCUCACCCUCUGGUCCCUCUCCACCGGCUCGCACCUGCAUACCUUCUCCCCUCGCCCCACCCAGAUCUCAGGCUGCGGCUCCGGAAUCAACGCGAUCAGCUGGUCAUCGGACAGCACCUACAUCGCCACCGCCUCUGACGACCACACGAUCAAGGUCUUCUCGAUUGUAACGCACAGGCUCGUCCGUACCUUCUCCGAGCACACGUCUUUCGUGCUCUGUCUGGCGUUCAACGCGCAAUCAACACUCCUCGUUUCCGGCUCGUUCGAUGAAACAGUGCGGCUAUGGAAUGUAGGCCGCAACAAAUGCCAUCGAACCAUCGCAGCACAUUCAGAGGCGGUUUCAGGAGUACACUUUAACAGAGAUGGAACAAUGAUCGUCAGUUGUUCCUAUGACGGCUUGAUUAGGCUCUGGGAUACAACGACGGGGCAGUGUUUGAAAACGCUCGUUCAUAAAGAUCAGAGUGCCAUAGGCGGGGUUGAAUUUACCCCUUCAGGCGGACAACUUUUGUCUUCGAGUCUGGAUAGUACCGUGAGAAUGUGGGAUAUAUUCAACAGCAAAAUCGUCAAAACCUACACAGGACAUACUAACUUAAAGUUGCCUCUCACAGCACAACUCGCUUUUCACCCAGGCAGCAAGCAGAACAGCCAAAGAAUAGCCACAGUCCUCAGUGCAAGCGAAGAGGGAAAGGUGCUCAUGUGGCAUACUCAGUCAAAGGAAAAGGUAGUUGAAUGGCAAGCGCAUAAAGAAUCAGUGAUCGCAGUAACUGUUCAUCCAACUAGAAACAUUCUAGCUACCGCAAGCACCGAGCUUGAGAACGCCGUCAGAGUUUGGUUCUUUCCAGCCCCUACACAAGGCAUCAUAGAAAGCUGA